CACCUUCUCACGCUCCUUUUUGAUUUUCUUCGUUCCUACCCCAUUUUUUGUCUUUUUGCCUUCGCAAGAGAAAAGAAAAGAACAAACCAAAAACUCUCUCUCGCGCUCUCUAGAACCCAAGCCCAGAUGGACACGGACGUGACGAUGGUUACGGCAGGCGAGGCCAGUUCGUCUUCCUCAAGGAAACCGAAGCGAUUCGAAAUCAAGAAGUGGAAUGCUGUCGCUCUUUGGGCUUGGGAUAUUGUUGUGGAUAACUGCGCUAUUUGUAGGAAUCAUAUCAUGGAUCUUUGCAUUGAGUGUCAAGCAAAUCAAGCGAGUGCUACAAGCGAGGAGUGCACUGUUGCCUGGGGAGUGUGCAAUCAUGCCUUCCACUUCCACUGUAUCAGCCGAUGGCUCAAAACCCGCCAAGUGUGCCCUCUUGAUAAUAGCGAGUGGGAGUUCCAGAAGUAUGGCCACUAAAAUUGAUGGAGCGAGCAGAACAGCUGGAUGGGCUUCUUUUAGGCCAGCACUUGGAAGUCAAAAAACCUGCAGGCAGAGAUGUCUCUAAUGACUUGACAUUAUGUUAGAUUGUUAUAAGAAACAUAUCGGAACAUUUUUAGUAUUUGUAUUCUGAAGUUUUUCCUGUUAGACCCACUUUAUGUCAUGAGAUGUUGUGCAGUUUGCUCUA
Messenger RNA from Populus euphratica (Euphrates poplar), 667 nucleotides. Its product is annotated as RING-box protein 1a-like. Lineage: Eukaryota; Viridiplantae; Streptophyta; Magnoliopsida; Malpighiales; Salicaceae. Gene Ontology annotation, molecular function: zinc ion binding. The record is from RefSeq and is a predicted model, not a curated record. Bases 127 to 459 code for a protein of 110 amino acids. The transcript is spliced from 5 exons.